UUUCUUUUCUUCUUUUCUCUCGUUUCUCUGUUUGUAUCAUUCAAGCUUUCUCUCUCUACUUUCUCUCUCUUACCUCUUUCAUAUGCACUUUCAUCUUCUUCAAUUCUUCAACUAUUUUCAAUCUUACAAUUUUGUUGAUAAUUCUUGAAGAAAAUGCAAUGAAAAACAGAGUAAUUGAUGAAUUAUGAGUGUAGUUUUUCUCUGUAGUUGACGAUCUUGAAUGAGCUUUGUUUUGUUUCUGGAUUUUGGUGCUGGAUUUUUAAAGCUACUUUUCAGGAAAUCGAUCGAUUUCUUCAGUUCUGCGGUUGAAUUCAGAGAGAAAAACAGCGAUUUGAAAGAUCAAUAGUACAGAAGAAUCAAUAACAAAGAAGAGGAGAGAAACUGCAAUUACUGAGCGUUGAAGAAUCUUCUGCAUUUUCCUCCUAUUUUUAGAAUCCAAAGAUUGAAGCUGAGAUUUAAUUUUCCAUUUCCAAAAAAUCGCAAGUUUAAUCUUCAGGUGUAGUAGAUGGAAAAGGAAGUGGUAAAGAAUCAUCAUCACCAGCAGCAACAACAGCAUCAUCAUCAUCAUCCCCACAACAAUAAUACUACUACCUCAACAAGUAGUCUUAGAGAGAAGCACAUAAUUGGGGAGGGAUUCAUUAGGCCUCCCCAAUCGGCCGAUUUCGUGUUGCGGUGGGGUAGCCGGAAACGUCUCAGGUGUAUGAAGAUCCAGGUUAAAAAUGAGUCUACCCCGGUCACCACCCGGACAACUGUCCGGGUGGACCGGCGGGUAGUUAGAUCCGAUAAUAAUAAUAAUAAAGAUAAUAAUAAUACAAUUGGUAGUGGUAAUCAUCCUGCAAAUGGGUAUUUUAAUCUCCGGCAACGGCCUGCAUCUCCAGCUCGGCCUCCUUCGCGAAUUCUCAGGAAUUCAGAAGUUGGAUCAGGAAUGAAGGGGCAGCAUAGUAAUGGAGGAGGAGGGAUGAGAGGGUUGGGGUCACCGGAGAGAGAAAAGAAAGGUGGGUCCCACCACCAUCAUAAUCAGCAAGAGAAUUUGGUGGUGAAUGGUGGAGGUAAAACGGCGUCGUCUGAGACCAAAGGUGGUGGGUCAUCUUCGGGCGGUGGAAGCGACGUCGUUUGGCCACCUAAAUUUAUGAUCGCUCUUACUAAUAAAGAAAAAGAGGAGGAUUUUAUGGCAAUCAAAGGCUCUAAGUUACCUCAAAGACCCAAAAAGCGUGCUAAGUUUGUUCAACGUACCCUCAAUUUAGUGAGCCCUGGAGGUUGGUUGUGCGAUCUUACUUUGGAGCGCUAUGAGGUCAGAGAGAAAAAGAUUACAAAGAAGGUAAUUCAGAGGCCAAGAGGAUUGAAGGCAAUGGGCAACUACAUGGAGUCGGACUCUGAUUAAUAGUUGGUAGGGUUGUUCUUUCAUACUUCGUAUAAGUUAUGGUAGCAUCAGCAUAUUGAUGGAAAAGGAAGGAAGUUUAUGUAAAUUAUCACUUUUUCAUCCCAUGAAAGCAAUGAUGAAGAAAAUAGAUUUUUGUUUUCUGAUA
Molecule: messenger RNA, 1526 nt
Organism: Chenopodium quinoa (quinoa)
Lineage: Eukaryota; Viridiplantae; Streptophyta; Magnoliopsida; Caryophyllales; Amaranthaceae
Product: hybrid signal transduction histidine kinase B-like
Exons: 8
Coding region: 506-1381 (291 amino acids)
Source: RefSeq, a predicted model, not a curated record